CUUUGGGGAUUCCGAUGUCGGCGGAGAGUUGUUUCGGCAGUUCAGGUGAUCAGAGCAGCAAAGGGGUGCCUACUCAUGGUGGUAGCUAUGUCCAAUAUAAUGUCUAUGGCAAUCUCUUCGAAGUUUCCAGAAAAUAUGUUCCUCCUCUUCGCCCGAUCGGUAGAGGCGCUUACGGAAUCGUCUGUGCUGCUAUAAACUCAGAGACUGGAGAAGAGGUUGCUAUCAAGAAGAUUGGUAAUGCUUUUGAUAACAUUAUCGACGCUAAAAGAACUUUGAGAGAGAUUAAGCUUCAUCAUGAAAAUGUUAUUGCUGUAAAGGAUAUAAUAAGACCACCACGGAGAGAGAACUUUAAUGAUGUUUACAUUGUUUAUGAGCUCAUGGACACUGAUCUCCACCAGAUUAUACGUUCUAACCAACUGUUGACUGAUGAUCAUUGUCGGUUCUUUCUGUAUCAGUUGCUGCGUGGGCUCAAGUACGUUCAUUCAGCUAAUGUACUGCAUCGAGAUCUAAAACCCAGCAAUCUGCUCCUGAAUGCAAACUGUGAUCUAAAGCUUGGGGAUUUCGGGCUUGCAAGGACCAAAUCCGAGACAGACUUCAUGACUGAGUAUGUUGUUACACGGUGGUACCAAGCUCCAGAGUUGCUUCUUAAUUGCUCAGAAUACACUGCAGCAAUCGAUAUUUGGUCUGUCGGUUGUAUACUCGGUGAAACAAUGACACGAGAGCCCUUGUUUCCUGGUAAAGAUUAUGUUCAUCAGCUUAGACUCAUCACUGAGCUUAUAGGAUCGCCUGAUGACUCAAGCUUGGGGUUCUUAAGGAGUGACAACGCAAGAAGGUACGUUAGACAGCUUCCACAGUACCCGAGACAGAGCUUUGCUGCUAGAUUCCCAAACAUGUCAGCUGGUGCAGUCGAUUUGCUGGAAAAAAAAAAAAAACUACCUUUGAGCUGUGUUAUGCAGAUACACGACUUCUGUCCCAAAGUGCAUUGAGCUUGAUUUGAGCUGAUGAAGUAGUGAUGUCCUGGUUCUGUGAAGGUUACUACAUCGUGUC
Molecule: messenger RNA, 1047 nt
Organism: Camelina sativa (false flax)
Lineage: Eukaryota; Viridiplantae; Streptophyta; Magnoliopsida; Brassicales; Brassicaceae
Product: mitogen-activated protein kinase 4-like
Biological process (GO): protein phosphorylation
Molecular function (GO): ATP binding; MAP kinase activity
Source: RefSeq, a predicted model, not a curated record